Aspergillus japonicus CBS 114.51 is the source of this 1773-nucleotide messenger RNA. RefSeq names its product alpha/beta-hydrolase. The transcript has 8 exons. Lineage: Eukaryota; Fungi; Ascomycota; Eurotiomycetes; Eurotiales; Aspergillaceae. The record is from RefSeq and is a predicted model, not a curated record. The coding region runs from base 1 to 1773 and encodes 590 amino acids.
AUGUCGAUCGGUACCUUAGUACGGAACCUUAGUGGCCUGGAGGUAUCCAUGAUCAUGGAUAUACUAUACCUGCCGAGCACGCUCAACUCAACCCAUGUUGGAAAUUCAGCCCGAGCUUCAGCUUUCCGCCAUUCAAGCUCUCUCCUACAGCACCGUCUAAGAGCUCUCGUUGAGAGUCUCGACGAAGCCCACUUUGAAGGAACAGUCGCAAAUGAUGUCGAGUCGCUCCUGAAUAUCCGUUUUGGCCAGGACACCUCUGGUCUCAACCGAUUCGCGCCACCGAAGCCAUUCAAUUAUGCCCCCGGCACCUUGGUGAAUGCCACCCAGGUCGGCGCCGCCUGCCCGCAACCGCAACAAGCGGUUUCCAGCAUGCCCCUGUUUGACAAUGUUACCACCAUGUCGGAGGACUGUCUCACUCUCCGAAUUGACCGACCAGCCAGAACUCUAUCUUCCGCCAAGAUCCCCGUCAUGGUCUGGAUCUAUGGCGGCGGGGACUCAUUCGGGCAGAUCUACGACUCGGUCUACGACCCGACGGGGCUCGUGACCGGCACUGCCCAGAAGGGCUUCCCUAUCAUCUAUGUCGCCGUCAAAUACCGCGUCGGGGUCUUCGGGCUUGCUGCCUCUCCCGCGCUCGCCGCCAGCGACUCACUGAAUGUCGGGCUGUUGGGCCAGCGGCUGGCCCUCGAAUGGGUGCAGAAGCACAUCGCCGGCUUCGGCGGCGACCCGGACCCGGACCAAGUCACCAUUGUCGGCGAGAGCGAGGGCGCAACCGGAGUCGGUCUUCUGAUGACCGCAUACGGCGGUGCAUACCGCACAAUUGACCAACUGCCCACCCUCGCCUCCGACACGGACGUGGCCUUGUUCCUGGCCACCAAGUAUCCCGCCCUGUCCGCCACCCGCAUCGAGCAAGCCCUAGCCCUGUACCCCGUCUCCGACUUCGCUGGGCUUCCCGCUGAGAACAUCUCAGCGCAGUAUUUCCGCCCGAGCCGAAUGAAGCGCGACGCCGAAUUCUCCUGUCCCGCGCUCGCUCUACACCGCGCAGAUGACCGCGCGCGCUAUUCCGAUCCUGGUACGCGGAGGCCAAUGACCUCCUACCUCGGGGUCUCGCACUUCAGCGACAUUCCCUACCUCUUCGACCAGGCGCAGAGCAGUUCGCGAUACGCCCCGUACGCGACGGCAGCCGAUCGCAUUCUGUCCUCGGACAUAAGUGACAGCUGGGCGGCCUUUGCGGCAUUCGGGUCUCUCUCGCACGGCAAUGGCACGAUCGCUGGAUGGACGGGCUUCACGAACUCGUCUCCUUCUCGGUCUAUUCAUGACCACCAUUCUGCAAGUCCGCGUGGGAGUACCCAUUCGAAUUAUCGAGUCCGGAGGAAGGCUAAGGGGGGCUUUAUGAAAUUAACGACAACCGUCUUUGGCGGGUUAGCCGGCUUAUCCGAGCGCUUUUCGCAGGUUAAAAUAUCCUCCACUCAGUCACGUCACAUAGUGCCAGAACCACUGGACUGCACAGCGAUCUACCGCCAGCUACCGUGCGAGCACAGCUUUCAUCAGCCGUGCAUCGACGCCUGGCUCUGCAGCCACGACACCAGCUGUCCGCUCUGUCGGGCCAAGUUUUACCAUCUUCGCCGGCGGAUCCAGCCCGCCCACACGGCGGUCCAGCAGCAACCCCUCCCUCCGGUCGCGCGGCCAGGGUCCUUCCGCUCGUGGUGCAAAAGGGCCUUCAAACGAGCGGCUACGGCGGAGCAACCACCUGGCAUUGCUCCGCCGCUCAUGUAA